Messenger RNA from Alosa sapidissima (American shad), 2514 nucleotides. RefSeq names its product prostaglandin reductase 1, tandem duplicate 1 (gene ptgr1.1). Gene Ontology annotation, biological process: prostaglandin metabolic process. Bases 107 to 1132 code for a protein of 341 amino acids. Gene Ontology annotation, cellular component: cytoplasm. Gene Ontology annotation, molecular function: 2-alkenal reductase [NAD(P)H] activity; 15-oxoprostaglandin 13-reductase [NAD(P)+] activity. NCBI's taxonomy places the organism in Eukaryota, Metazoa, Chordata, Actinopteri, Clupeiformes, Clupeidae. The record is from RefSeq and is a predicted model, not a curated record. The transcript is spliced from 9 exons.
GGAGUUUUCAGCCAAUCAGCGAAGCGACAGGGAGUGACCGUCGGUCUGCUAACUUUCCUACUUGGUGCAUGCAUUUUGAAGUGUCGGCUGAUAGUGCUAUCAUUUCAUGGAAAACGACGCAAGUGUAACCAAGCAGAGAACCAUGGUUCAAGCAAAAGUAUGGAUCCUCCGCAAGCACUUCGAUGGCUUCCCUAAAGAAAGCGACUUUGAGCUAAAAGUGGAGCAGCUGCCUGAACCCAGAGAUGGAGAGAUUCUCUUGGAGGCUGUUUUUCUCAGUGUGGAUCCUUACAUGAGGCCUUUCAGUCGCGUGCGGAUGAAGGAGGGAGAUGUGAUGAUUGGAACUCAAGUGGCCAAGGUGGUGCAGAGCAGGAAUCCCUCAUUCCCGGUGGACUCUCACGUGGUCAGUCGAUCGGGCUGGAGAACCCACACUGUGUCCGAUGGCACGGGCGUCAAACUCCUGUUCUCCGAUUGGCCAGCUGAUGUGCCACUCUCUCUGGCACUGGGUGCCAUUGGUAUGCCUGGGCUCACUGCCUUAUAUGGUCUGGAGGAGGUGUGUGAGCUCAAGGCCGGUGAGACGGUAUUGGUCAAUGCAGCGGCAGGUGCGGUGGGAACAGUGGUGGGGCAGAUUGCCAAGCUGAAGGGCUGCCGUGUGAUUGGCUCGGCCGGGAGUGACGCCAAGGUGGCCUACCUGCAGGAGCUGAGCUUUGACGUGGCCUUCAACUACAAGACGGUUCCCUCGCUGGAGCAGGCCCUUAGGGAGGCUUCGCCGGAGGGAUACGACUGCUUCUUUGAGAAUGUUGGCGGUGCUUUCUCCAUUGCGGCCCUUCCCCUGAUGAAGCCGAUGGGUCGCAUCGCUGUGUGUGGAGCCAUCUCUACUUACAACGACAGCGCUCCACAGUCAGGACCAUUCCCGCACCUGACAAUGAUCAUGAACCAGAUCCGUAUGGAGGGCUUCAUGGUGGCCCGCUGGGAGCACAAGAAUGAGGAGUCGCUGCGUCGCCUGCUCGCCUGGAAACAAGAGGGGAAGUUGAAGUGUCCGGAGCACGUGACCAGUGGCUUUGAGAACAUGCCGGCUGCCUUCAUGGGCAUGCUCCGUGGGGAGAACCUUGGCAAAGCCAUCAUCAAGGCCUGAGAUGCCCCAUCCCCGCCACCCAGAGCUCUACCCUACCACUGCCCUGCCUGGGUGACGGAGAGCGUUCACAACCAAUCAGAGGCUUUGAAACUUCAAUGCAGCCAAACCUAUGUUGGGCCAUUUUGACCAAUGAAACCUCCCACCACCCUCAGCUGAAGCAGAAGCCCCUCCCAUGCUAUGUCCCAGCCAGUCACAAUCAGCGGAAAGAAGGCCUGUAUGUGAAGGCCAGCUGCUGUCUGUGUGCGGGUUGACUAUGGUACGCCUAGAAGGAACUGGUUUCCAUGCCAACCACACACCUCAAUUACUGAUUUAUUAUCAUCAUUGUCCUCAUCAACAGUUUGUUUGGUGUGUGUGUAUGUGUGUGUGUGUGUGUGUGUGUGUGUGUCUGAAAAAUACCUUGAAACUGUGGACUUCCAGUUAGGUGCUGUAGAGGUAUUACCCAGUCAAAAUGUAAACAAAGACGAUGUGUUCUUACUAAUGCACUAUGAGUUGCAAAUGACAAGUGAAAAAAUAGCCCACCAUUUUCAAAUAUCCACAUCAUACUAAGCAAAUACUAAACUCUCUCUAAGCUCUCAAACAACGUGCUUUGCAAAAGCAAUUACAGUAAUGCUUAGUGGUGGAACAGUGUCAGAAGUAUUGCGAUGCUCCCAUAAGUCACAUGCUUCACAAAUGCUAAGUAUUUUCUAUUUGAGAAGGCUGCAUGUCUUUGACAACUGUUUUGCAAAACACAUUACAUCUGUGUGAGAUUUGUGUUUGCAUGGUGUCCAUAUUAAAACAGAGGGGUAUAUACUAUGAAGAGAGAUUAGUGGUCUGUUGGGCCAAAAGCCAGAGGUGUGUUCAUAUUUUGCAACCAUGCAGAGGCAAAUGUUAAUGGCCUGUGUUUUCUUUGAACUUUUAUAUUUGAACAUUUUUGUGUAAACAAAAAUUAUGAGCAAUAAGGCAGCAAUCACCUCAUACCACUUGCUUCGUUGUACACUCGAGUUACCAGGAUUGUAAAACACAUCUUGUUUAUUUACAGUGCUUUGGCAGGAUAAUGACUCCGUAUCCAUGCACAUUAACAGUAGAUUUCCAGUCGCUUACAACUCAGUGCUGCCAUCUAGUGUUGUUUAUCUGUAUGCCCUUCAGUAACUUGCAGUUCAGUUCAAACAAGUCUUAACUCUCACUUGAAGUAGCAUUAAUAAUGUAACAUAAACCAUUUUUAGAGUUUUUCUGAUUGACCUAAAGUACUGGUAGAGUUUAAGCUGAUGCAAAUAAGACAAAGUAAGGGAGUGUAUUUGUUUCCAUUCAGUGAAAAACCUCUGAAUGCCCUAGUGGUUCAGAGUGACACUAAAGUGCCUCCUGGUUUUUUGGAAAAUAAAAAGAUUUUUCUGGCUUUUGGUAAA